AUGCAGCUCAGCAAGCUCGCCGAGGACGCCGAUAACGUCCUCGACAAGGUCGACUACUACCGCAUCCGCGACGACAUCUACCACAUCCAAGAGGCCGGCGACGCCGACGGUCUCUUCCGGCGGUUCACCAUCAACGCCCGCCACGCUCUCGGCAAAUGCCGUCGCUCUUUCACCUCCUCCUUGUCGUGCCGUGGCGCCGCCGCCAUCGCCACGGCUGCCGAGCCACGCCCAGUUGAAGCGGAAGAAGUAUUCUUCAAUAGAUCCAUGGAGUCCGAGAGAAUCAAGUCGCUGAUGGCGCAGAUGCAGCCGCUGUGCGCCAAGAUCUCCAACUUCCUGAGGCUAGAGCUGAUGGGCGGCCCAACGCACAGCAGCAGCAGCACUGCAGCACUGGACACCGCAGCUGCUUUCAGCGAGCGUGUCAUCACCACCACCUCAACCAGCCUCGAGGCCAAUCUCUACGGGAGGCAGGAGUUGUUCUACACUGCCACCAAGGAGAUCACCGGCGUCCGCGAGGGCCUCACCGUUCUCCCGGUGCUCGGGCCUGGGGGAAUCGGCAAGACCACCUUCGCCCAGCACCUGUUCAAUGCCGUGAGGGUCAAGAAGCACUUCCACGUUAGGAUCUGGGUGCAUGUCUCCCUCGACUUCGACAUGCUUCGCCUCACCAAGGAGAUCUUCAACAGCAUAGUCUCCGGUGAGCAAAGUCGACGAAGCAUUAAUGUGAUGGAGCCACAAAACCUUGAGCAACUCCACAGACAGCUCGAGCAAAUGCUGCAAUUCAAGAGGUUCUUGCUCAUCUUGGAUGAUGUGUGGUCAUGUGGCAGCGAGUACAAGUGGAACAGGUUCUUGGCCCCGUUCAAGAAGACGAUGGUGAAGGGCAGCACGGUCAUAGUCACAACUCGAUCUGAAGAAACUGCAAGCAUGGUUAAAUCUGGAACUGUCGUGGACAUACGCCUAGAUGGCCUCGGUCCUGAGGCGUUUUGGGCCUUCUUCUUAGCAUGUGCCUUCGGUGACCAAAAACCUGCAGACAACCACAAGGAAUUGCUUGAUAUAGGAAGAGAGAUUGUGCAGAAGCUCAAGUUCUCCCCGCUCGCGGCAAAAACCGUGGGUCGGUUACUGAAGAAGGAUCUUAGCAGGCAACACUGGAGUAGAGUUCUUGACAGCAAAGCAUGGGAGAAUGGAAUUAGUGUCAACGAAAUUAUGCCGGCUCUCAAGCUUAGCUAUGACUGUCUCCCAUUCCAUCUACAAAAAUGCUUCACAUUCUGCGCCCUUUUCCCUGAUGAUUACCAGUACCAAGAGUCAGAGCUGACUCACCUGUGGUCAGCACUUGGUGUCAUAAACUGCAGCGGUCAGAAUGAUAGAAUUCGAGACAUAGGUAUGCAGUACAUUAACGGACUGCUCAACAGUGGGAUUUUUCAGAAAGUUGAUGGGGUAAAAUUCUCACAUGAAAAGGGCAGAGAAGUAAAGCACACAUACUAUGUCAUGCAUGGUUUGUUUCAUGAACUAGCACGGAUCAUCUCAUCACGUGAAUGCCUCAGCAUAGACUGCUCCAACCCCAGUCAUGAGCAUACCACCCCACCAUCCAUCCGACACUUGUCCAUCAGGACUAGAUGUAAAAGUGAAACUGCAGAUACUGCAGGCAGUCUCAAGGAUGAAAUUAUAAACCUCAAGGAGCAAGUAUGUAUUGCAAAUCUGCACACUUUGAUGUUUAUUGGGGAAUUUGAUGAAAGGUUCUCUGGAGCUUUUAAAGAAGUACUUCAAGAAAUCAAACAUGUGCGUGUGCUCCACCUUUUCCAAACAAUGGUUGAAUUUCUAUCCCCCAAACUUAUCCACCUCCGGUACUUAAAAAUUCAAGCAUCCCAAAAUCCAAUGUACACGCAGUUACAAACCCAAACUCCUGCUGCAAAUGAUCCCCAGACAUCCUUACCCUCCAGCCUCCCUAAAUAUUAUCACUUGAGAUUCUUAGACCUGCAAGAUUGGACGGGCAUGAGUACAGUGCCUGAACACAUGCACAUCAGCCAUCUCAUACAUUUGCGCCAGUUUCUUGCUAGCAAAGAACUCCAAUCCAGUGUUGCUGAGGUUGGAAAGAUAAAGCCAUUACAAGAGUUGAAAAAAUUCCAAGUUCAAAGGGAAAAUCGUGAUGGAUUUGGGCUUCAACAGUUGGGGCAGUUGAGAGAUCUUGGAGGAGCACUCACCAUCUCCAAUCUACAUAAAGUCAAAACAAGGGCAGAGGCAGAGAAAGCUAAGCUCAAGCUGAAAAGGAAUCUAGUCAGAUUAAAACUAGUUUGGGAUGAAGCUGGUACUGAACAAACCGAGGAGGAAGCAAAUAGCAUCGAGGGUCUCCAACCACCUGAAAAUAUCAGGGAGUUGUGCAUCAAGAAUCAUAAGGGUAAAACUUGUCCAGUUUGGUGUCACAGCGCCAUGUCCUUCAAAGUCUUAGAGGUUCUCCACUUACAUGGUGUGUCCUGGAACCCACUUCCCCCUUUUGAACAAAUUCCUUACCUCAGGAAGCUUAAGCUGGAGAAUAUUGCCAUCGAAAACUUUGAAACAAGGGGCAAUUGCCUAGAGAAUCUGAAGAGCAUUGAGUUCAUUGGUAUGCUGAGCAUGAAAACAUGGGUGAGCACAAAUUUGUUUACUCAGCUCGAGCAAUUAAAAGUUUCAAAUUGCCCACAGCUGAUAGAGCUGCCGUUCUCACAAAACUUGCAGCUGUUGCAAACAUUGAGACGAGAAGGUUCCCGUCCUGACUUGCAGAUUCUUAGGAUGACUGUUUGGAGGCAAUUCCAGGCUUUUCCUUUGGAACAAAAGUCCUCAACAAUGCCAAAUCUGCGUGAACUUGUUGUUCAGGACUGUCCAGAGUUGUAUCUACCUCCCUUGCCUUAUACAUCUAAUUUAUCUCCCUUGCCUUAUACAUCUAAUUUACAGUUGGUUGAAGUCACAAGGAAGCAAUAUAAACUUCUGUACAACAGAUACACGUUGGAAGUCGUAAGUCUGGAUCUGGACAGCAAUUUGUGUGCCUUGGGUAAACUGGAUAAUGGAUUGGCAUUCCAUCACAUGCAACAGUUAGUUCGUGUGACCAUCAAGGAAUGCUCGUCUGUGCCAUUAACUACCCUGCAGAAGUUAGGCUCACUAGAAGAAUUGGCUAUAGAGGAUUGCAGUAGCCUAUCAUCUGGGAUAGGAGUGAAUGGUGUCGUCCAGAUAUCAAUAAAGCAUCUUGUGCUCAGUAACUGCAACAUCACAGGGAAGGAGCUGUCGGAGAUUCUUGUUUGCUGUCCUUGUCUUUCUCUUUUAGAAAUGGAACAUUGCACUGGCGUAACAGGGCUGUGCAUGCAGAAGAGCAGCCAUGGAAUGGACGGUGAUAGUGGUACUGGUAUGUUGCGAUUCCCAUCCAAGUUCGCCAGCACAUUAAGGAGAUUAUUUAUAUUCUCCAAGAAUAAGCUGGACCUGACUGUGAAGGGUGAAGUGCUCAGUGAGCUCGUGUCCCUCCAGUGGCUGCAGCUUGGGCAGUGCGUCCUCUCAUCUAAAGACAGGUGUCCUGCUAACGAUGAACUUCCCCUUGAAAACAACCUCAAAGUAUUGAGGGCUUAUGGUUACGACAUGCACAACCUGGACGGAUUGAUGACAACAAUUGCAACUGUCAUGGCUGGUUCCAAGCAACUGGAGGAGCUGGACAUUUGCAGCAUCUCAGGUGUCCUCGAUGAUCCGAUCUGCCGCCGCCUGUCAGACUCCCUGCGCAGAUUAACCUUCCGGAGUGACAUACUGGUGAAGGACUUCACAGAGGCGCAGGACAUGGCGCUCCGGCGACUCACGUCAGUCGAAGAGCUCGUCUUCUAUGGGUGCAACAGCUUGCAGUCUCUGCCCCCAUCGUUGCGGUUCCUUCCUUCCCUCAAGAAGCUCGAGGUCUCCUUCUGCCACUGUGAAGGGGACACCCGAGACCUACAGAAGCAAUGCAGCGAUCUGAGGCAAGAUAUUAAGGAAGUUGUAUUGACCUUCACCCCAUAA
Messenger RNA from Oryza brachyantha (malo sina), 3996 nucleotides. Its product is annotated as putative disease resistance protein RGA3. The coding region runs from base 1 to 3996 and encodes 1331 amino acids. Gene Ontology annotation, molecular function: ADP binding. Lineage: Eukaryota; Viridiplantae; Streptophyta; Magnoliopsida; Poales; Poaceae. The record is from RefSeq and is a predicted model, not a curated record. Gene Ontology annotation, biological process: defense response to other organism. The transcript has a single exon.